UAUUAUUAUUAAUCAUUAUGAUAUAAUGUUACCUAAUAAUUUCUUAUAAAAUGGUUAUCCUUCUAUCAAAUCCAACUUAUAAGCAGCUAACAAUGAAGACGCCAGUCUCGUAGCAUAGAUUAAGAUUUUGUAUUUUGUUAAAGUUAAAUGUAGGAUAAAAAAUUAAGUAUGAUCGGUUGGUCACGCAACCACUACAAUUUGGCUCGGACAACCACAAAAUAAAUGAACGAUGUUUCGGACCAGAAAGAUAAAAUCAGAUCUGAACAUUUCUUUGAAUUAAAGUUUUGAUCUGUGUUUUUGCCGCAAAAUAGCAUAUUUCAUGAUAUUUGUGAACAUAGCAAAUUCUCUUCAGUGUAAUUUUUCCAUUUAAAUUUACUUUAGUGUUGUUUUAAUAAGAUGUAAAACAUACGGGAAAAUGUGCAUGGGUUAGUAAUAUCCAUUAAUGAUUAGCUCUUUGGAUCAAUGUCUAAUGGCAUUAUUUUUGAUUUAAAAAACUACACUGUUAGAAAUUCCGAGCCAUGUUGCACCAAAAAUUAGUAUUCAUUUGCUGUAUACAUAAAAUGGAGCUCGAUUUUAUCAUAUUUUUUAUUUUCACUAGCUCCAAAUAUUAGUAGAAGGUUGCACCAAACGUAUUUUCAAUCUUCCUCUUUUUUUCCUUUUAUAAAAGCGAAAGAAGGUUGCACCAUUAUUGUAUAUUUUUGAAGUGCUCACAUACAGGCCAAGGUAGCUAUUUACCGUAAUAAAACUGUUUACCCUAAGUUAUUUGUAUGGCAUACCUCUAACCAUUCUAUACCGAAAACCAAAUUUGAAAAGUCAACAUAAUAGAAAUGAACUUUAAUAAUGUAAAUAAGCCAUUUACUUACCUAAAUAAGUAGAAACUUAAAACAACAUGCAUUAGUCACCCCGAUACACCGAGACCGAGUUGUAAAGAAAACAUGACGUCGUAAACAAAUAUCGUUCAGUUUACAGUCACCGUUGUGUCUUUUACCAAAUUUUGGUGCAGUCAGUUGUAUUUCUCGAUCAUACUUCACAAUUUAUGGUGCAACUGCAAUAAAACGAUCUUUUAUUUUGGAUAAUGAGAAGUUUUGCACCAAAUACUGGUAAAAGAUUUACCGAGUUUUUUUUUACAGUGUAUUUACAAUUAUACGAUUACUUAAAAGAAGGAAGAUUUAAACCGGCUAUUGUUCAGGGGUUUCGGUUUUUGUAAAGAGAUUUCAUAAAUGAUUCAAUUUUUCCGAAUAGUCAUAUAUCGAGAUUUAUUUUCAGGUGUCCCUAGUAUACGGAAAUUUCUCUUUCAAGAUAAUGUAGUGGAGGGUGAUUCAGUGACCGUCACUUGUUUCGCAGUGACAAAGACAAAACCAAUUACAUUCAACUGGUUAAAGAACGACAACACCAUCAGUGAAAGAAAACAAAACGUCAGGUAUGAAACUGGAAAUGAAAUUUCUAAUUUGAUAUUGGAUCCUGUUAAACUUGAAGACAGCGGCAAUUACACGUGCUCAGCUACGAACUCCGAUGGUACUGACAACUACACAGCUUUUCUCAAUGUGAAAGCCAGUCCGAAAUGGAUUGAACAGCCGAAUGAUAUAUCUACAAUCGUGGGAUUGUCAGUUGAAGCACGAUGUUUGGCAACAGGAUCACCCCAUCCCACAAUAACAUGGAGAAAAUAUACAGAUAAAUCUCAACAUUCGAAAGAGAUCGUAAAUUCGACUUCCUUGAGGAUCCCCUCCGUGUCACACGAGGCUGGAGGAGUUUAUGAAUGUACAGCACAAAAUGGAAUUCUUCCAAAUUUAAAGGCAAAUUUCACACUCAGUGUUCGUGGUAUGAAAAUCAUCGAAAUCACGCAUAUUAUGAUUAAAUUAGAUUUCAACAUUUAUCUUAACAUUAACACUAAAUAUGAAACAAUAAUACAGUAUAGGAAAUUCACAGUAAUAUGAAAUUCAAGGUGGUUGCGCAAGCAGAUUUGAGAGGCAUGCGUUAUUUUACAGCAGUACAGUACUGCAAGGGGCAUUUUCAAGUCAAGUUCUAUAUGUUUUUGCUUUUUUAGAACUUUGAAAAUUAUCUUUGUCUCUCUACCUCUUUUUCUUUGAACAUUUAUUUCGUCUAGCACUCAGAUCGAUUACCGUCAAUUUAAAUAAUACUAAAUUUUAGAUAAUCUGAAAUUAUAAUCCGAAAUAAUAAAUUACUUUAUCCAGAAUAACGAAUUUUAUAAUUUGAAUUUUUAAGAAAUCUGUCGAAGUUCUGACAAGGAUUUUAACGACAGUACUCUGCCACGUGAUAUUCUCUCAACAAAAGUGUGUUGGGAACAUCGGAAUAAAAUAAUUUACCUAAAAUCCCAGAUGGCGGAAAGAAGGUUUUUAAUGACACUACUGUGUCGUGUGAUACUCUCCUAACAAAAGUGUGUUCGAAACAUAAGGGAAUAAAAUAAUUUACCUAAGAUCCAAGAUGCCGGAAAGAAGGGUUUUAACGACACUACUCUGUCACGUGAUACUCUCCCAACAAAAGUGUGUUUGGGAACAUAGGAAUAAAAUAAUUUACCUAAAAUUCAAGAUGGCGGAAAUUUCUAAAAGUGGCUCUUCAACUAAAAUAAGCAGUAGUAAAUUUGUAUUUUUUAUCUAUGCUUUUUUGUGCUCUCAAACUGGUACACGAAUAUAUCAAGCAAAUGUGAGUUUUGCACGAAAAUUAAUACAAUGUUGCAGGAAAUGGCAUCGCUUUCGGCAUUAUUCGCUUCAUUUAAGUUUAGAUGUCGCAUUCUUGUUUUAUCUAUGGAAACAAAAGUAACACUAAUGAUUUUACGUGUUCUCAGUAUUUUUAAUAAUUACUAAUGGCAGGACGACUUCGCGUUUUACGCACACUACCUUUUAUUUCCUAAUCCCCAGUCAAGUGCACACAAAAGUUAACUUCAAUUUCAGGCUCUUUCGUUUCUGAUAUUGUAUUGCCAUUUUCGCUCGUGCAAAAAUAUUACUGUAUUUUUUGUAAUUUAUGAAUAUAAGGUAUUAUAGAUUAGUUUUAUGAAUGAAUGACGUCGUAUUAGUCGUGAAAAAUUAGUUUCAUUGAAAGUUAGAAAACUCAAAUGCAUGUCUCAAAGAUGCUAAAUUACAUGAACACUUUUUAUGGUUAUUUUUUCAUUGCCAUAUAUGUUAUAAAGUUUCAGGGGGUUUGUGUUAAUAUAUUUUUACACUUUUGAAUUUCUUUUCUCAAAUUUAGGUAAUAAAAUUUCCAUAACCAUUAUAUGUAUUAAAUUGAUAAAAGGUGAUGUACUACUUUUUUUUCGGGAAAGUAAUAUUUUCGUUCCAUAGAAUAUGUAUUAGUGAUGUAUUGUUUCGUGCAAAUCUUAUGUAUUCUGAAUGGCUUCGUAUUUAUGCAAUCAACUUUUCAU
Molecule: messenger RNA, 3376 nt
Organism: Parasteatoda tepidariorum (common house spider)
Lineage: Eukaryota; Metazoa; Arthropoda; Arachnida; Araneae; Theridiidae
Source: RefSeq, a predicted model, not a curated record